This is a messenger RNA of Mesorhabditis spiculigera, 750 nucleotides long. The record is from the annotation of a GenBank genome assembly. Lineage: Eukaryota; Metazoa; Nematoda; Chromadorea; Rhabditida; Rhabditidae.
AUGUCCCACGCUCGGCAGCUCGUGCUCCUGCUCAUCGCUAUUCAUGUAUCAGCCGGCCUGAUCCCACCAAUGUUCCGCACUAUCGUUUCGGAGGAUGAAGCCAGCACCUUGAUCGCCGCGCUGGGCGCGAAGCCCUGUAUUCGAGAGUGCCUAAAGCCGGUGUUGGACGGGGCAAAUGAGCUGGACGAGAUGUUGCCUUCCCAGGCUCUAAAGACCAUGUGCAGCGCCCAAAAAGAAACCGUCAGCUGUCUCAUCAAGCAGCCAUUGUGUUCCGGAAAAGUUGUCGUCGAUGUGGCCCUAAGCGGCCUUCAACAAGCCUGCGGCUCCAAGAAGCCGAUAUUCAAGCUGAUGGAAAAGUGCCUGGACGAGAAAGCCGCGCCGGUCUAUGCUUCGUGCAACGACUUGUGCAUGGUACAGAGCGCGAUUGGCAAUUUGACGGAAAGCGCGACGGUACAGAAACUCGCCAAACUCGGGGGAAAUCCGACGGCGGUCGCGAGGGAGGCUGGACCGCUUUGCGAAUCUAUCCUCUGCGCGCUACCGUGCCUCUACAGCGGCCUCAACGAUGUUUGCCCAUUUUCCGGCCUCUACACUGUGGACGUCAUGCUUAUCCCGCUUGACAAGGCGAUCCGCGUUGCCGAGUCGAUGGGCAUGCGGGACAUGAUCAAGCGCCAACUUCCCAAAGAAUGCCGUCCAUUCAUGCUCCGCCAAACGCUGCAGGAUCUGCGCCACGGAAAACAGAUUAAAUACUAU